AGCGUGAUGACGUAAGAGAGCGCACGGGGUGACGUAGCUCAGUUGCAACGUGCUUUAACUCUGGGUUUUCGCUCAGGUCCCACCUACAGUGUAACAUAGACCUCUGUGUUCGGUGUAGUUGAACAUUCCGUGCUUUCGGGAGCUGGACGCGGAGGCGGGGUCCUGCAGGAACGGCUCGGGGCGCGGAGGAAAGAGCGACAGGAGCGCCUGACGGCAGGACUGUGCGGGUGAAGAAGGCUGCCCCGGCGGACUGCGAGCUCGGGACGUACCCCGACCCGACCGUCCGGUGGAACCCUGGCCGGUCUCACAAUGCUCGGGGCCCGGCGCCUACUUGGCGCGCUGCGCCUCUGUUCCUCCGUUUCCUGCCCCAGGCCCCGCGCUUCUGUCAAAAUGCGCGUGCGGGAUGCCCUCGGGGUCCAGGACGCGAGUGGGGAGUGCGUAACGGUGCAGGGGUGGAUCCGGUCAGUCAGAUCCCAGAAGAAAGUUUUGUUCCUGCAUGUAAAUGAUGGAUCUUCUUUGGAAAGUCUUCAGGUUGUUGCUGAUUCAAGCUUUGACAGUAGAGAAUUGGCUUUUGGGAGUUCUGUGCAAGUCCAAGGGCAGCUGGUCAAAAGUCAGUCCAAGAGGCAAAAUGUGGAACUGAAGGCAGAAAAGAUUGAAGUUAUUGGAAAUUGUGAAACCAAGGCAUUCCCUAUAAAGUAUAAGGAGAGACAUCCUCUGGAGUACCUGAGACAGUAUCCUCACCUGAGGUGUAGGACUAAUGCUCUGGGUUCUAUAUUGAGGGUCCGCAGUGAAGCCACAGCUGCUAUUCAUUCUUACUUUAAGGACAAUGGCUUUGUGCACAUUCACACCCCAGUACUCACAUCCAAUGACUGUGAGGGGGCUGGAGAGCUUUUUCAAGUGGAGCCUUCAAGCAAAAUAAAGGUACCUGAGGAGAAUUUCUUUGAUGUUCCUGCUUUCUUAACUGUCUCAGGACAACUUCACCUAGAAGUGAUGUCAGGAGCUUUUACCCGAGUAUUUACCUUUGGUCCAACAUUCCGAGCUGAGAAUUCUCAGAGCCGUAGACACCUGGCUGAAUUUUAUAUGGUUGAAGCAGAGAUUUCUUUUGUUGAAAGCCUUCAGGAUCUCAUGCAAGUCAUGGAGGAACUCUUCAAGGCGACCACUGAGAUGGUUCUCUCACACUGUCCUGAAGACGUUGAACUGUGUCACCAAUUCAUAGCUUCUGGCCAGAAGGGCAGACUAGAACAUAUGCUAAAAAACAACUUCAUAAUCAUUUCUUAUACGGAAGCGAUUGAGAUCUUAAAGCAAGCAUCCCAGCACUUCACCUUCACACCCAAGUGGGGUAUUGAUCUACAAACUGAACAUGAGAAGUACCUGGUGAGACACUGUGGCAACACACCCGUCUUUGUCAUUAACUAUCCAUCAGAACUCAAGCCCUUCUACAUGCGGGAGAAUGAAGAUGGUCCUCAGCAUACAGUUGCUGCUGUAGAUCUUCUGGUUCCUGGAGUUGGGGAGCUCUUUGGAGGUAGCCUCAGGGAGGAACGGUACCACGUCCUAGAGCAGCGACUAGCAAGAUCAGGACUUACAAAAGCUUACCAGUGGUACCUAGACCUUCGCAAGUUUGGAUCUGUGCCACAUGGAGGCUUCGGGAUGGGAUUUGAACGCUAUUUACAAUGCAUCCUAGGAGUUGAUAAUAUCAAAGAUGUUAUCCCUUUUCCAAGAUUUACUCAUUCAUGUCUUUUGUAGCUGAAAGAUUGUUUAAUGAAAAGUACUCUAUCCCCAAGACUCUGCACAUGAGUAUAUAUAGAGAAGACUGGGUGUUUGCAUUCUGGAAAUGUAGAUUUCAGUGCACAAUUCUUGUGCUAUGAAAAAUACAAAUGGACAUGAUUAUCUUAAGAAGUCAAAGGCUUUUCAUGGACAGCUAAACUCCCCCAAAGAGAAUAACUUUCUCAAGUGGACUUUCAAAUUCGUUACCUCGAUUAGGAAAAAAUGUAGUAGCUGGGCAUGUUGUCCAGCUCCUGGAGAAGCUGGUACCGGAAAGAAACUUGAGCUUGGAUAACAUCUCAAGAAAGAAGAAAGGAAAAUGUGGAAGUGUAGGGUCUCAGAGUUCCUCGGGGACUCUGACCUGAUGGGCAUGUGUCACCUUGCUUAGAUUCUCAUUGGUAGCUUAUUUCCCUUUGUUUUUUGUUUGUUUGUUUGUUUUGUUUUGUUUUUUGGUUUUUUGUUUUUAAACAACUAGUGGCCAAAAAAAAUUGAUGCUGCCCCUUGUCUCUCUUGGCAUUUAAACUUACGCAACUCCAAUCUUAUUCUCAGUGCUUUACUCAACUUUCUAGAAGAAAAUUUUCCUUUUCAGAGUCUAAAUCGAUUAAUGAAGUGGCUAUUCUGAAUUGAAACAUUCAUCAUUGAGUGAUUAAAAAAAAUCACAUUUAAUUACUCUUGCUCUGUAGCUUUAAAAGUUAAAGAGCUAACAUUAACCAUUUAAGUUUGUCAAUCAUUGUUCUAGUUCAUUUAUAUUAGAUGUUUAUAAAUAUUCUAAUAGUCAUUAAAAUAUUUAAUUUGAUACCUAUGAAGAAAGUUAUUUUUAAAUUCCUCGUGAUCCUUUCCCAGUGAAAUUUAGAAGAAACAUAUCUUCUAAAUCGAAGGUAAGGUUGGAAAUGUAGCCAAACCUAAUGUGAUGGGUAAUUUUAGAAUAUGGUGUGGCCUGAUAGAAUGUGACCAGUGCCACUUUGGGUGCUCAAAAUCUGACACUGCCAACACCUUGGACUGAAUCACUUUCUUUGUAUAAACUGAAACAUCAUUUCUUCAGAGUUGGUACAGUACUUGGACACACUUGGAUUUGCAUGUGUAUUUAAAACCAUGCUUGAACUAGAAAUGUAGCUCAGAGUUAGAGCAUUUGCCUAGCAUGUUUGGGGCUCUGGGUUUGAUCCAUGACAUGGGUAGGAGUAGGGGUGUCAUACUUUAAAGUCCCCUGACUUGUUUUCGUCUUCACUGGGCUUCAUUUAUCUGGAACUAUUGUUGGUUGUGAAUUCAAUAGAGUUUAUAUGUAUCAAAUAAUGAUAAAAAGACAUGCAUACAUAAAAUAAUUUUCAAAGUUUCAUUU
Molecule: messenger RNA, 3097 nt
Organism: Arvicanthis niloticus (Nile rat)
Lineage: Eukaryota; Metazoa; Chordata; Mammalia; Rodentia; Muridae
Gene: Nars2
Product: asparaginyl-tRNA synthetase 2, mitochondrial
Biological process (GO): asparaginyl-tRNA aminoacylation
Cellular component (GO): mitochondrion
Molecular function (GO): ATP binding; asparagine-tRNA ligase activity; nucleic acid binding
Source: RefSeq, a predicted model, not a curated record